This is a messenger RNA of Impatiens glandulifera, 522 nucleotides long. Its product is annotated as cell wall / vacuolar inhibitor of fructosidase 1-like. NCBI's taxonomy places the organism in Eukaryota, Viridiplantae, Streptophyta, Magnoliopsida, Ericales, Balsaminaceae. Gene Ontology annotation, molecular function: enzyme inhibitor activity. Gene Ontology annotation, biological process: negative regulation of catalytic activity. Bases 1 to 522 code for a protein of 173 amino acids. The record is from RefSeq and is a predicted model, not a curated record. The transcript has a single exon.
AUGGCUUCUUCUAUACCCCAAGUCAUCAUAGGUUUCACAUUCUUAGCCCUCCUUUCCUCACUUCAAUUAUCAAUUGUAAUGGGGGAUGAUAAUCUCAUAAUCCAAACAUGCAAACACACACAGAUUUUCAAGCUCUGUCUCAGCACACUUCAAUCAGAUCCACGAAGCAAGAGUGAAGAUGUUGCUGGACUAGGCCUAAUUGUUGUAGAUGCAAUCAAGAAAAAUAUAAAUGUGGGAAUUAAUCAAAUCAAACGAUUACAACAUUCAAGGCCACGCCUCAUAAAGCCUUUAAGCUCUUGUCUAGAUAAUUAUGAGUUCGUUUUAAGUGAUCUUGUACCAGAAACAGAACAUGCAAUUCGAGGAGUCCCCAAGUUUGCUGAAGAUGGAAUGGUUGGUACUACACAAGUGGCUGAUAGUUGCAAGAGUGCAUUUGGUUCAUCAGUUUCUCCUAUUUCUGCCUUAAAUACUAGAAUUCGUGACUUGGCUGUUGUGGCUAGAGCCAUAAUAAGGAAUUUGUUGUGA